Heterocephalus glaber (naked mole-rat) is the source of this 1924-nucleotide messenger RNA. Its product is annotated as cytochrome P450 2D16. The record is from RefSeq and is a predicted model, not a curated record. NCBI's taxonomy places the organism in Eukaryota, Metazoa, Chordata, Mammalia, Rodentia, Bathyergidae. Gene Ontology annotation, molecular function: heme binding; iron ion binding; oxidoreductase activity, acting on paired donors, with incorporation or reduction of molecular oxygen, reduced flavin or flavoprotein as one donor, and incorporation of one atom of oxygen. Gene Ontology annotation, cellular component: cytoplasm; intracellular membrane-bounded organelle. Gene Ontology annotation, biological process: xenobiotic metabolic process; arachidonate metabolic process.
UUUGGGAGCGGCAUGAGGUCGAACCUCCCUCCAAGGCUCCUCCUCAGCCAGCAUCCUUCUAGUAGAGCCCGGAAGCUUCAGUCUUUUCCCAGCGCUCCGGCUGCUAGUCUCGUCGAGGCCGUGGAGGGAGCGCUGGGUGCUGUUUCCCGAGGAAGAGCCGGAGGAGGCUCCCCGAGCGCAGCAGCCCGCCCGGCCCCGCGGGGACCCUGGUGGUUCCGAGCCGCGGGCGCUGCCCCAGCCUCGGGCCAGGCUUCCUGUUGCCGUGCAGUUCGGGUUCCUGGGCCGCCCGGUGACUCCAGUAGUGAAAGGCUGUGUGUACCGAGGAGCCCAGUGGUCGGAAAGGCAUCCAUGGGGCUGUUGAAUGGGGACGCACUGUUGUCGGUGGCCAUAGCUGUGGCCGUCUUCCUGCUCCUGGUGGACCUGAUGCACCGGCGCCAACGCUGGGCUGCUCGCUACCCACCAGGCCCCAUGCCAGUGCCCGGCCUGGGCAACCUGCUGCAGCUGGACUUCCAGAACCUGCCGUACUCCUUCUACAAGCUUCGACAUCAGUUUGGGGACGUGUUCAGCCUGCAGUUUGCCUGGACUCCAGUGGUUGUGUUCAAUGGGCUGGUGGCUGUGCGGGAGGCUCUGGUGAACCACGGUGAGGACACCUCAGAUCGGCCACCAGUGCCCACCAAUGAACUAAUGGGCUUUGGGCCGAAAGCCAAAGGGGUUAUUGGUGCACCCUAUGGACCUGGCUGGCGUGAGCAGCGGCGCUUCUCAGUGUCCACCCUGCGCAACCUUGGCCUGGGGAAGAAGUCUUUGGAGCAGUGGGUGACCGAGGAGGCCACCUGCCUCUGUGAUGCUUUUGCCAACCAUGCCGGACACCCCUUUAACCCCAGUGCCCUGCUGAGCAAAGCUGUGUGCAAUGUGAUCGCCUCCCUCAUCUACGCGCACCGCUUUGAGUACAAUGACCCGAUCUUCAUCAGGAUGUUGAAAUUCCUGGAGGAUGCCCUGAGAGAGGACAGUGGCUUGCUGCUUCAGGUACUGAACUCAAUGCCAGUGCUCCUGCACAUCCCAUGGGUGGCUGCCAACGUCCUCCCUGCACAGAGGUCCUUCAUGGCCUUGCUUAACGAGCUAUUGACUGAGCACAAGACAACCUGGGACCCAGAUGAGCCACCCCGAGGUCUGGCUGAUGCUUUCCUUGCCGAGGUGCAUAAGACCAAGGAGAAGAGCGAGAGCAGCUUCAAUGAUGAGAACCUUCGUCUAGUCAUAUCUGAACUGUUUACUGCGGGGAUGGUGACCACAUCAAUCACAAUGUCCUGGGCCCUGCUCCUCAUGAUCCUGCACCCGGAUGUGCAGUGCCGAGUCCACCAGGAGAUCGAUGAAGUGAUCGGGCAGGGGCGGCGCCCAGAGAUGGGGGACCAGGCCCACAUGCCCUUCACCAACGCCGUGAUUCACGAGGUGCAGCGCUUUGGGGACAUCGUCCCAAUGAGUGUGCCCCACAUGACGUCCCGUGACACUGAGGUGCAGGGCUUCCUCAUCCCCAAGGGGACAAUACUUUUCAUCAACCUGUCUUCGGUGCUGAAGGAUGAGACCAUCUGGGAGAAGCCCUUCCACUUCCACCCAGAACAUUUCCUGGAUGCUGAGGGCUGCUUUGUGAAACGUGAGGCCUUCAUGCCAUUCUCUGCAGGCCCCCGCAUAUGCCUUGGGGAGCCCCUGGCCCGCAUGGAGCUCUUCCUCUUCUUCACCUGCCUGCUGCAACGCUUUAGCUUCUCUGUGCCCAAAGGGAAUCCCCAGCCAAGUGAUCGUGGGAUGUCUUUACCCCUUGUGGCUCCAUCCCCCUACGAGAUCUGUGCUGUAUCCCGCUAGAAGAGGCACCAUGCCCUCUGCUUGUCCACUGGAUGGGAGACUUGAUGUAUAAUAAACCAGUCUGUGACUCUUA